This is a messenger RNA of Scatophagus argus, 1976 nucleotides long. It is a transcript of the gene hmgcll1, whose product is annotated as 3-hydroxymethyl-3-methylglutaryl-CoA lyase-like 1. Bases 237 to 1247 code for a protein of 336 amino acids. Gene Ontology annotation, biological process: L-leucine catabolic process; ketone body biosynthetic process. Gene Ontology annotation, molecular function: hydroxymethylglutaryl-CoA lyase activity. The transcript is spliced from 9 exons. Lineage: Eukaryota; Metazoa; Chordata; Actinopteri; Scatophagidae. The record is from RefSeq and is a predicted model, not a curated record.
UCCCCUUAUCCCUCUCUGUUUUGAUCCCCUCCCUGGUAGGGAUGUGGCUGCCAUGGCAACUGCUGAAUCAUCCUCCACCGUCUGCAUCCAUCCUCUUAUGCCACCUCCUCAUUCAGCAGGGCCCUCCAUCAUCCAGGCCUGCAUUAGCACAAUGAUGUGACUCUUCAGUUUCCUGUAUUACGUGUAGCAGUGUGUAGCUUAGUCUCAGAAGACACCGUGGUGCAGCAGCCAUUCGGAUGGGUAACGUACCCACUACGGUGAAGCACUGCCUGAGCUAUGAGCAACUCGUCCAGGACUACCCAUGGCUGAGACGCUGGCUGCUGGAGGAAAAGACUGUUGCAGGACAUGAAUAUCCAAAGUUUGUUAAAAUAGUCGAAGUUGGACCCAGAGAUGGACUUCAGAAUGAAAAGGAAAUUGUUCCAACAGGGGUGAAAAUCCAGCUGAUAGACAUGCUCUCAGGAUCAGGUCUGCCUGUAAUCGAGGCCACCAGCUUUGUGUCUUCAAAGUGGGUACCCCAGAUGGCAGACCAUUCUGAUGUACUCAGAGGAAUCGAGAGAGCACCCCAUGUUCAGUACCCUGUUUUGACACCUAACAUGCAAGGCUUCCAGGAUGCUGUUGCAGCUGGUGCUACCGAAGUGGCGGUGUUUGGAUCAGCAUCUGAAACCUUCAGUAAAAAAAAUAUUAACUGUUCUAUUGAUGAAAGCAUGCUGAGGUUUGAAGAAGUCAUUAAUGCUGCCAAACAGCGGCAGAUUCCAGUGCGUGGAUACAUUUCUUGCGCCCUUGGAUGCCCGCACGAGGGACACAUUGAUCCUUCCAAAGUUGCUGAGGUGGCAAAGAGGUUAUAUGAAAUGGGCUGUUAUGAGAUUUCCUUGGGGGAUACCAUCGGUGUUGGUACUCCGGGGUCCAUGUUUAAGAUGCUGCAGAGUGUGAUGAAGGAGGUGCCCACCAGCGCUCUAGCAGUUCACUGUCAUGACACUUAUGGGCAAGCACUGCCCAACAUCCUGACUGCACUUCAGAUGGGGGUCUGCGUGGUGGACUCUGCAGUAGCUGGCCUGGGAGGUUGCCCGUACGCUCAGGGUUCAUCCGGCAAUGUUUCAACAGAGGAUGUUCUCUACAUGCUCCAUGGCAUGGAUAUUGAAACUGGGGUGAACCUUGCCAAAGUAAUCGAGGCUGGUGACUUCAUUUGUAAUGCUUUACGUCGCAAGACAAAUUCCAGGGUUGCCCAUGCAAGAAGCAAGACACUGUGAUGCGUUUCUGUUAAGGAAUAUGUUUAAAUAUGUGACUCUGUUCCCUUUAAAGUGCUUCUCCUGUUGUUUCUGCCUUCAGAUUUGCUGCCUAUGGUGUUGUGUUUAAAGUAUAGUAGUCAUUACUUUAAACCGUCAUAGGUAUAGCCUCAAGAAUUUCAACAUUGCGUUUUGCAGUCCAAAAUCAGCUCUUUCAAGCUCAGUUUGCAUACAUUUACAAUUUGUUUUCACACCUUGAAGUCAGGAAGGAGUAUUUAAUGAUCUAUUUUAUCAUCAGUAUUAUUUUUUUUAUAUGUAUAUGUAUAUACAUAUAAAAAUAUACAUAUUUGUAUGUAUGUGUGUUUUUUUAUAUUUUUGUUUCUUUGGCUUACUUUUGCUCUGUAUGGUUGUACAUUACAAAUGAGCAAGGACAGGUCAUAUUGGCUUAAAAAUAAUUAGAGGCAAAUAAUCAACCAUCAAAAAGAGAAUUAAUUUGUGAUAAAUGUUCAGAAAGAUGACUUUAUGAGUUCCAAAUACAACUGGCCUGAAUAACCCACAUCUACAGUGGCUUGCAAAAGUAUUCAUAACCCUGGAACCUUUCCAAAUUUCGUCACGUCACGACCACAAACAUAAAUAAAUUUUAUUGGUAUUUUAUGUGAAAGACCAACACAAACCGGCACACAAUUGUGAAGUAGAAGGAAAAUUAUACAUGAUUUCCAAAUGGUUUGGAAAAUGUUAUGUUUGUGGUUGUGA